Messenger RNA from Varanus komodoensis (Komodo dragon), 5356 nucleotides. RefSeq names its product RNA polymerase I subunit A (gene POLR1A). Gene Ontology annotation, cellular component: RNA polymerase I complex. Lineage: Eukaryota; Metazoa; Chordata; Lepidosauria; Squamata; Varanidae. Gene Ontology annotation, biological process: DNA-templated transcription. The record is from RefSeq and is a predicted model, not a curated record. The transcript has 34 exons. Gene Ontology annotation, molecular function: DNA binding; DNA-directed RNA polymerase activity. The coding region runs from base 60 to 5189 and encodes 1709 amino acids.
GUCUGGGUUGCAGCCUUGUGGCUGCACCGUACACGAGGCCGGGUUGCUGUGUGUGGGUCAUGGCGGCGGCGAGGGAGGUGCCGUGGCGGCGGCUAACCUGCUUGUCGUUCGGGAUGUAUACAGGCGUGGAGAUACGGAAACUGAGUGUAAAACCUAUAACCAACCCAGUUUUUCUGGAUAAUGCUGGCACACCUUCAACAAAUGGAUUGUAUGAUUUGUCGUUGGGACCACUUGACAACAAAGAAGUGUGUGCUACGUGUGUGCAGGACUUCAACCACUGCCCAGGUCACCUGGGUCAUAUAGAACUGCCACUUACUGUCUAUAAUCCUCUCUUUUUUGAUAAAUUAUUCCUUUUGAUACGAGGUUCUUGUAUGAGCUGCUGCCAUUUGACAUGUCCACGUGCCACAAUUCAUUUACUGCUUAAUCAGCUGAAGCUCUUGAAAAUUGGGUUGCUUCAAGCAGUCCAUGAGCUUGAGGCCGUCUUAAGUAGGUUUUUAGAAGACAACGCAGGCACAUGUGGUGCAGACAUUGAAGAAAUGUUAAGUUUGAAGACAGAAGAAAUGCUUCAGAAUAACCAACUAAGAGACCAAGGUGCCCAUGUAAAAAAUGUAUGUGAUUGUAGAAAUAAACUUAUUUCCCAGUUCUGGAAAUCACACAUGAAUUCAAGGAGAUGUCCAAACUGCAAAGCGGGAAGAUCACUUGUCCGAAAAGAGCACAAUAGCAAACUCACCGUGACUUACCCCACUGUGGUACUCCAAAAGUCAGGCGAACAAACGAUAGUGGAGGAAGCUGCAACCAUAGAAGAAACUCAGCUAGGAAAACGAGGCUUCAUGACACCUACUACUGCCAAACAACACAUUGAAGCUUUGUGGAAAAAUGAAGGAUUUUUCCUUUGCAAGCUUUUUUCUGGCAUGACAGUCACUGGUGAUUCAAGUUUCAAUCCUGAUAUGUUCUUCCUAGAUAAACUUGUUGUUCCACCUUCUAGGUAUCGACCUAUGAGUUGUGUUGGAGACCAGAUGUUUGCAAAUGGUCAAACGGUAAACUUGCAAGCUGUUAUGAAGGAUGCAAACUUGAUUCGAAAGCUUUUGGCUUUUAUGGCUCAAGAACAAUGUCAGUCCAAGCAAACUGAAGAGGAAAACCUCAAGAUGAUGGAACAGCAACCCUUGGAACCUCUAGAUCAUUCUGUCCUGGUGACAAUCCCAGGGCAGUCUCCUGCAGAUAAGCUAUACAACAUUUGGAUUCGCCUGCAGAGUCAUGUAAAUAUUUUGUUUGACAGUGACAUGGAUAAAUUAAUAUCUGAAAAAUACCCUGGUGUGCGUCAGAUUCUGGAGAAAAAGGAUGGUCUGUUUCGUAAGCACAUGAUGGGAAAGCGAGUGGAUUAUGCUGCUCGGUCGGUCAUUUGUCCUGAUAUGUACAUUCAGACCAAUGAAAUUGGUAUUCCUAUGGUAUUUGCUACCAAACUGACCUAUCCUCAACCUGUGACUCCCUGGAAUGUUCAGGAAUUGAGGCAAGCCGUUAUAAAUGGACCCAACCAGCACCCUGGUGCUUCCAUGAUUAUCAAUGAAGAUGGGUCUCGCACAGUAUUGAGCAUAACUAGCCAGACUCAAAGGGAAGCCAUAGCCAAACAGCUCCUAACUCCUUCCACUGGGGCACCAAAGCCAGGGAUAAAAAUUGUGUGCCGCCAUAUUAAAAAUGGAGAUGUCCUUCUGCUGAAUCGACAGCCCACCCUCCAUAGGCCCUCCAUCCAAGCUCAUCGAGCAAGAGUUCUGCCUGGAGAAAAGGUUCUGAGGCUUCACUAUGCCAACUGCAAAGCUUACAAUGCUGAUUUCGAUGGUGAUGAAAUGAAUGCUCACUUCCCUCAGAAUGAGCUUGGCCGAGCAGAAGCUUAUAUUCUGGCCUGUACUGAUGAGCAGUAUCUUGUUCCUAAGGAUGGAAAACCAUUGGCAGGGUUGAUCCAAGAUCACAUGGUCUCUGGUACCAGCAUGACCACACGGGGCUCCUUCUUUACCCGAGAACAGUAUGUGGAACUUGUAUACCAAGGGCUGACAGACAAAAAAGGAAAAGUAAAGCUUCUCCCUCCAUCCAUUAUAAAACCACAGACAUUAUGGACAGGAAAGCAGGUUGUUUCUACAGUGCUAAUUAAUGUAAUUCCAGAGGAUCAUGCUCCACUGAAUUUAUCUGGGAAAGCUAAAAUUGGUGCAAAAGCCUGGAUGACAGUACCGGCUUCUAGAAUGUAUGGACCAGAUCUUGAUUUUAUGUGUGAAUCUCAGGUUUUAAUUAGAAAUGGAGAGUUGCUCUGCGGAGUCUUGGAUAAAGCUCACUAUGGUAGUUCUGCCUAUGGUUUAGUUCACUGCUGCCAUGAGGUCUAUGGUAGUGAGACCAGUGGAAAGGUUUUGACUGCUUUGGCUCGGCUCUUUACUGCCUACUUACAAUUCUACAAAGGGUUUACAAUGGGAGUUGAAGAUAUUUUGGUCAAAUCCCGGGCAGACCGCAAGAGAUGCAAGAUCAUCACUGAAAGUACUCUCUGUGGUACAAAGGCUAUUAAAGCUGCUUUUAACUUACCACUAUCUGCCUCAUGUGAGGAGGUCCGAAGCAAAUGGCAGGAUGCCCAUCUUCACAAAGAUCAGAGAGAUUUUAACAUGGUUGAUCUGAAAUUCAAAGAGGAAGUUAACCAUCACAGCAAUGAAAUUAACAAGGUGUGUAUGCCUCUUGGACUUCACCGGAGUUUUCCAGAAAAUAAUUUGCAGUUGAUGGUGCAAUCAGGAGCCAAAGGCUCUACUGUGAAUACUAUGCAGAUUUCAUGCCUGCUGGGUCAGAUUGAGUUAGAAGGUCGAAGACCUCCACUGAUGACAUCUGGUAAAUCACUGCCGUGUUUCCAGCCAUAUGACUUUUCCCCUAAAUCAGGAGGAUUUGUAACAAGUAGAUUUCUCACUGGAAUUAAACCUUCAGAGUUCUUCUUCCAUUGUAUGGCUGGUAGAGAAGGUCUAGUGGAUACCGCUGUCAAAACCAGCCGAUCUGGAUACCUUCAAAGGUGUAUCAUAAAACAUUUGGAAGGGCUGAUAGUUCAUUAUGACCUGACGGUGCGAGACAGUGAUGGCAGUGUGAUUCAGUUUCUCUAUGGAGAAGAUGGGCUGGAUAUCCCCAAGACACCAUUCUUGCAACCCAAGCAGUUUCCUUUCAUUGCAGAUAACCACAAGGUGAUGGAGAAAUCAAAGCACUUAAAAGAAAUUCUAUCAAAAAUGGACCAUCAGCAAGCAAACACACAGUUCGGGUUGAUCAAGAGAUGGCAAGUCAAGCACCAACAGCCUUUGAUGAGAAGGGAAGGAGGCUUUUUGCUGUUUUCCCAGAAAAAAAUGGCUGGUAUAAAAGCACAGAUUGCUACAGGAGAACUUGUAAAUGGUCGGGAUCCUGCAACUCUACAGCUGUUGAAGAUGUGGUAUGAAUUGAGUGAGAAGAAUAGGAAUAAGUAUCAAAAGAAGGCAGCAAAAUGUCCCGAUCCUAGCCUUGCUGUCUGGCGACCAGACAUCUGUUUUGCAUCUGUGUCAGAAAUAUUUGAAAAUGAUGUAGAAAGCUUCCUUGGAGAGUGGGACAUUCAGGAUCGUUGCAGCUACAGCAAAUCUGAACUUUCUUCUCAAAGAUUAAAGGACUUGCUGCAUUUAAAAUGGCAACAAUCACUCUGUGACCCAGGAGAAGCUGUGGGUCUUCUUGCUGCUCAAAGUAUUGGGGAACCUUCCACACAGAUGACAUUGAACACCUUUCAUUUCGCUGGAAGAGGGGAAAUGAAUGUUACACUAGGUAUCCCAAGGUUGCGUGAGAUCCUAAUGGUAGCCAGUGCUAAUAUUAAAACCCCUAUGAUGAGUGUUCCUGUACUUAAUACCAAGAAAGCACACAAGAGGGUGAAAAGGCUCAAGAAGCAACUUACCAGAGUGUGCUUAGGCGAGCUGUUACAAAAAGUUGACAUCAGAGAGGCUCUGUGUUUGGAGGGUAUGCUGAACAAGCACCGUAUCUACACCAUUAAAUUUAGUCUUUUGCCAUAUGAAUGCUAUCGGGAAGAGAAAUGUUUGAAGCCAAAGGACAUUCUUCAUUAUAUGGAAUCAAGAUUCUUUAAAAUCUUGCUGGAAACUAUUAAAAGGAAAAGUUCGAAGUUAGCAUCUUAUAACACUGUCAGCACUCGAAGAGCACUCCAGAGGGAUUUAGAAGUUGUUGAGGAAGGUGGUGCAUCUCUGGAAAGCAAGGAUGACUAUGAAGCUGAAGCUGAGGAACAGGAGAGAGUUCCUGAUGGUGAAAUAGGUGAAGGGGAUGCUGAUGCUUCAGAUGUAAAAAGCAAAGCAAAACAGGAAGAGGAGGUUGAUUAUGAGAGUGAUGAUGAUAAAGAAGGGGAUGAUGAUGACAUCCCAGAUCAGGAAGAGGCUGCAUUGCAUGAAAGCAACCCAGAGUCACUUGCAACUCAGGAUGAGACUUAUGCUCCUUUGUCCAGUCAACAAGCUCAGGACGACAAGAAAAGUUCUGAUGAAUUGGAAGAACACAGAGUUAAAGCUGUACUGGAAAGUCAUGAUGCUAUAGAGAGCUAUGCAUAUGACAUCAACAAUGAAUUGUGGUGUGAGGUUUCACUGAAGCUUCCUAUAACGAAGGAGUACUUUGAUCUUGCCGCACUAGUGACAACUCUAGCAAACAGCGUGGUUAUCCAAGAGACAAGGGGGAUCACACGAUGUUUCUUAAAUACAACCAGCAAUAAGAAUGGAGAAACAAUACUCACUAUGCAAACUGAAGGGAUAAACCUUCCAGAACUGUUCCAGUAUGUAGAAAUUUUUGAUGUAAACAGACUUUAUUGCAAUGACAUUCAUGCAAUGGCCAGUACCUAUGGCAUUGAAGCUGCUUUGAGAGUUCUUCAGAAAGAAAUUAAAGAUGUGUUUUCUGCAUAUGGGAUCGCUGUAGACCCUCGACAUCUCUCUCUGGUGUCAGACUACAUGUGUUUUGAAGGCAUUUAUAAACCAAUGAAUCGCUAUGGGAUGCAGUCCAAUUCAUCCCCCUUACAGCAAAUGACAUUUGAAACAAGCUUCAAGUUUUUGAAGGAAGCAGCCAUGCUGGGCUCCUAUGAUGAACUACAAUCUCCUUCUGCAUGCCUGGUGGUAGGAAAAGUGGUAAAAGGAGGAACUGGCUUGUUUGAUCUCAAGCAACCUCUUAAAUAAGCCUUUUAAGCUGCUACAUUGCAAGGAAUGGAGAUGUUGCUGUGGUGUGGGGGUUCUUUGCAAGUUUGCUGAAUGUAAUAUUACUGGUUGAACUUUUUGAGUAGAUUUGACCUGUGCCUUUGGAUCUUCAGGGAUUGUAUUUAAAAAUAAAUGUCUUGUGCAAUGUC